This is a messenger RNA of Diospyros lotus (date-plum), 1623 nucleotides long. Its product is annotated as stemmadenine O-acetyltransferase-like. The transcript has a single exon. The coding region runs from base 91 to 1374 and encodes 427 amino acids. Lineage: Eukaryota; Viridiplantae; Streptophyta; Magnoliopsida; Ericales; Ebenaceae. The record is from RefSeq and is a predicted model, not a curated record.
GCAGGCAGUAGUUGCAAAUCGAACACCGAUCUCAUCAUCACAAACACAAACACAAACACAAGAUUUAAUUUGGUUAUUGCGAGGAGAUCGAUGUCAGAGAAGAUGAAGUUUGAGGUUGAAAUCAUCUCUAGAGAGACCAUCAAGCCAUCUUCUCCAACCCCAAACCAUCUCCGCCAUUACCAACUCUCCUUUCUCGACCAAAUCUCCCCUCCAGUCCACAUGCCCAUCAUCCUCUUCUUCCAUUCCAACGUCGCCGCCCCCAGUCUCCACCAUUCCACCCACCUCAAGCUCUCCCUCUCCCACAUCCUCACCAGAUUCUACCCUCUGGCCGGCCGCCUCUCCGGCAACGCCUCCAUUGUCUGCACCGACGAGGGGGUUUCCUUCGUCGAGGCCACGACCAAAUCCCCGCUCUCUGAAGUUGCCGAAAACCCGGUCCCCGGCGAGUACAACAAGCUUCUUCCCCAUGAACUCGAUGACGGCGGUGAAACCUUGAUGUCCGUUCAAGUCACGUACUUUAGCUGCGGCGGAAUGGCGGUGGCCACCUGUUUUUCCCACAAGGUCGCCGACGCCUUGUCCAUGGUCUUGUUUCUCACCAACUGGGCUGCGGCUUCCCGGGGAGAAACCGAUCUGGUUCAGCCACAAUUCGACUCGGCAAAGCUCUUUCCAGCCAAAGAUUUAUCUGGGUUUUUGCCCAACAUUGGGAUGACAAAGGAGAAGAUGGUCGCCAAGAGGUUUGUUUUCAGCAACUCGGCUGUUGCAGCUCUGAGAGACAAGUACACCGAUGGCUCCACAAGGCCGACUCGAGUCGAGGCCCUUUCCAUCUUCAUCUGGAACCGGUUUCUCCAAUCAACGGCGCCAGAAUCCGGUCAUGACCGCCGGUUCCACGUAGUGAUCCAUGCAGUGAACUUGCGCACCCGAAUGGACCCUCCAUUGCCGGAACAUUCUUUCGGGAACCUGUACCGAAUCGCCGUCACGAUACCUUCGAAGGAAGCUCGGGAACAAGGGAGGGGGCUUCUGAGGGAGAUGAGGGAAUCAAUAAAGAGCAUAGACAGCGACUUCGUGAGCAAACUGCAGAAAGGGAACGAACACUUGAGGUUCAUCGCGGAGCAAGCGCAGAGAUUCAUGAAGGGGAAGUUGGUUCCGUAUAAUUUCACGAGCUUGUGCAGGAUGCCUCUGUAUGAAGCUGAUUUUGGGUGGGGAAGGCCAGUGAGAGUUGGGUCGACGAGGCUGCCCUUCAAGAACCUGGUGACUUUCAUGGAGACCGGAUCUGGGGAUGGAAUAGAGGCUUGGAUCAAUAUGGUGGAGAAGGAGAUGGCCAGGUUUGAAGCUGAUAAGGAGUUUCUUGCGUUUAUCUUGCCUCCACGUUCGCCAUGAAGGAGGAGGAUGAUGAUGAUGAUCUCUCCAAGUAAUUUAACUAAUUAACCUGGCUUUAAUCCUUGAAUAAGUUGGCUGGCUAUAUGUUUAUGUGUUACCCUAUAAGUGCUUAAUGAAGAGCAUAUAUGGGAUGUAAGUUUGUUUAUUAUUAUAUUCUCAACUAAUUAUCUAAAGUGGAUAUAUGGGAUGUAAGUUUGUUUAUUAUUAUUAUUUCACUUUAUUUAAAGUGAAUUUCGUUUUUUAUAUUCA